Erythranthe guttata (spotted monkey flower) is the source of this 660-nucleotide messenger RNA. Lineage: Eukaryota; Viridiplantae; Streptophyta; Magnoliopsida; Lamiales; Phrymaceae. The record is from RefSeq and is a predicted model, not a curated record.
AUGCCCUAUGCAGCCGAAUGCGAAACGAGAAAAAUCGGAUCGAAUUGUCGAUUCCAUAAGGAUAGAGGACAUACUAUCGAGGAAUGUGCACAACUCAAAGUAGCCAUUGAGAGAUUGAUCAACCAGGGCCACUUAGGCGAGUACAUCGAUAAGCCUCGAAACAAGCGUCGUGAUGAACUCCCACGCCGAGAUAACAAUCGAGAUCAACCACAGCGACGAGAGGAGGGAGUUCAUCGGCGAGAACAAGAUAACAAUGAUAAUCAACCCAUCCGGGGAGUCAUUGCCUUUAUCUCUGGAGGACCGGCGGGUGGCGACUCACAAAAUGCAAGACGCUCCCUCGCUCGGUCAGCACGUAUGAAUCAAGAGCACGCCUCUCCAUCCGCAUCUAUCUAUCAGAUACGAAGACCUGAUCAUAGCAUAGUAUUCAACUCUUCGGACCUUGAAGGUCCAGAUGAAAAUCAUGUCGAUCCAUUGGUAAUCACAGCGUCGAUGGCCAACUUCUUGGUUAAGAAGAUAUUAGUGGACGGGGGAAGCUCAGCCGACAUCACGUACCUCCACGCUUUCAAGCAGCUGGGCAUAGAUAAUGCCCGGCUUAGCCCCAUCUCCACGCCCCUAAAAGGGUUCAUGGGAGAGGGCGUUUUUUCCAUGGGAGAAGUGUAG